AUGGGUAAUGAGAUGAAGCUCAAAGAGUUCUCACCUCCGGCAGAACUCCAAGACUUUUCCCUUACUAAUCAGAAAAAGUGGUCGGAGCAAUACAUUUCUCAGUGGAUAGAUGAUGAGAUUAAAGGGGAUAUCUUCAACAGAGCUCAGUUGCACCAGUUUUUCAAUGGCACCAAAACAGCAUACGACCAGAGUCAGGAAGGGGUUGCAAUUACCUGGACAGCAUUCCCUAAGAAAGUCUUAAAAAAUCAUGGUCAAGAUGAUCAACGAUGGCUGACUGCGGAUUCAAGCCGCGAAGUCCAGGAUGAAUAUUUGGAAUGGUCUGUCGAGAGAAAUGGGACAGACCUAACAACCAGCAAGGUCCGAAGAGUCGUUAUGACAUGUGAGGGCCCAGAAUACUGGGGCUUCCUCGGCACCGUUCAACCUGAGGAUAUUGUGCGGCUCUAUCAGGACUUGAACCCGCAGUUUAGGUCGCAGAUCACCCGGGAAGACCUGUUCACUACCAAUGCCAUGGAUUCUGAGCGGAAACAGUAUAACCCGACAAACCGCUGGAAUUCAUCUACGACUAGUGGGACAAUUGCUCACCUUAUUCAACGCAACAACACUCUCAGUGCUGAAGUUGACAUUGCCGCGCAAGCCACUGUUCUUCGCAAGGAUUCGAAUGAUAAACUAAUCACUAAUCCUGAUCAACUCAUUCGAUGCAGUGGAUAUGGAGACCCCGACCGCAACUCUGAUCCUCAUAUCGGCUCAGCUAUUAACAGCCUUGCUCGCGGAAAAAGCGUCAUAUCCAUUGCAAACCCAAUCGGGCUAUAUAUUCACGAUUUUCAGGAAAGCGUCUUUAAGUUGGACUACAACGGACGAGAUGGUGAUGAACAGGAUCUUAGGGAUCUACCGGAGGGGACCAUCACCUGGUCACGAGGCCAUAAGGAAAAGAAGCAAGGCCUACACAUACACAUUGAAGUUCCGAGAGGUAUUGUCGGAAACAAUAACCAGGAACUCACUGUAGGCGACAUUUGGGACACAGAUAGGGAGAGAUACAUACAAUAUGGCGCUCAAUUCGCCGACUAUAUCAAGAUGGGGGUCACUGGCGUUGUGGCGAAAGAAACCGUGACAGUAGACCCAGAGCCAUGCAUUUUUGCUUCCCAUGCACCUGCAAUCGCUGCCAUAAGCCUGCGUUAA
Molecule: messenger RNA, 1176 nt
Organism: Aspergillus pseudoviridinutans
Lineage: Eukaryota; Fungi; Ascomycota; Eurotiomycetes; Eurotiales; Aspergillaceae
Exons: 4
Coding region: 1-1176 (391 amino acids)
Source: RefSeq, a predicted model, not a curated record